Messenger RNA from Linum tenue, 5890 nucleotides. NCBI's taxonomy places the organism in Eukaryota, Viridiplantae, Streptophyta, Magnoliopsida, Malpighiales, Linaceae. The record is from the annotation of a GenBank genome assembly.
GACAUAUUUUGAGUUAGCCCACAACCGCUCAAAGCCGGAGUUCUGAAAGGAUUUAUCCGGGCACGGAUCAUGGAAACGUCGGCGUUUUCGCGGAAUGGGGCUUCUUCUAACCCUGGCCGCCAACUAACGCCUUCCCUUCCGUCCGUCCGUCCGUCCGUCGAACGAGGCAGCAACCAGCGGAAUAGAGAAUAGCCAACAACUAAGGCUCCCCAAUCCACCUCCGUCCGCCAAUCCGCCGGCGUUCUCUCCCCGGCCGCAUCAUCGGCGCCUCUCCCGCUCCUCUCCCCGCGCAUCGUCUUCCGCAGCUCGCCGGCCGUCUUCUGCAUCUCGUCGCCGGUUAGCCCUGCCGGAGAAGCUUUAUCGUCGACUUAAAUCAGGCAGGCUUGAACCCAGCACAGCAGGCCAGGAAAUCGAGCUACUGUCUGGGGAAAGUCUCAUCGUCGGCUUUACUUUGAUUUCGUGCCGUUUGAGUCUGAAAUUUGGGCGACUCCCCCACUGCCUCCCCUCCUUAAUUCAGAACGACGGUUAAUCAGCAAGCGGCGGUCUCUCAUGCCCUGUUUGUGGAUGUAUCAUUAUUAGUUCAACCAAAGAAGAAGAAGAAGAAGAAAAGCAGCAGUGUAUAUGUUUAUCACUUCUCUCCCAGCCCUUUCUCCACGAAAGAGGCAGGGCUCUCUACUGUUUCUCCUUAAAGUCCUUGCUCGCCACAGCAGCAGCAGCUUUCUCUCCGGAAACCCCACUCGCUCAAUCCACGCAUCAAACGAUGGUAUACCCAACAGAUUCAGACCAGGACAUAGACCUUCAUUUGGUGCUAGUGACAUUCAUACUAGGGAAGGCCGACUCACAUAUUUGAGUACGAUCGGUCGCAGCUUUUGCUCCUCCCUCUCUCAGGACGAAUAUUUGAAGUCUGGUUCUGGUUCAAUACCUGAUGUGGCUGCACGGGUUUUGGAUCCCUCCUGCUUGGAUGCUGUCGCUCCCAUUAAAGUUAAGGUUUUUCAUAAAAGACCAAUCGACUUCACCAAACUGGACAUCAACUUCCUUCCAGCCGUCAUUCUUGUUGGACGCCCCAAUGUAGGCAAAUCAGCCCUAUUCAAUCGGUUGAUCCGGAGGAGGGAGGCUCUUGUCUACAAUACACCCGAUGACCAUGUUACUCGUGACAUUCGAGAAGGGAUUGCCAAAUUGGGGGAUUUGCGGUUUAAAGUACUGGAUUCAGCUGGCUUGGAAACUGAAGCUACUUCGGGGUCUAUUCUUCAAAGAACAGCCACCAUGACUGCCAAUGUGCUAGCAAGAACUCAGUUUGCAGUGUUCCUGAUUGAUGCCAGAGCUGGCCUGCAUCCGCUGGAUUUGGAGGUUGGGAAGUGGCUGAGGAAAAAUGCGCCAGAAAUAAAACCUGUGGUAGUGUUGAAUAAAGCUGAAUUGCUAUUUGAUGGGACUGAGUCCUUCAGCGAAGCUGCUGAUGAGGCUCGUAUUCUUGGAUUUGGAGAUCCUAUUGCCAUUUCUGCUGAAACGGGGUUUGGCAUGACAGCACUGCAUGAAGCUCUCAGACCUUCUAUUGAGGAUUAUGUAUUGCAAGUCUUGAACAGUAAGGGUGAUUGUGAGGAUAAAGGCCCACAGCAAUGCGGUGAAAGUAGUCUGGAAGAGGUUGAUGAUUCUAAAUUGCCACUCCAGUUAGCAAUCGUUGGGCGUCCCAAUGUUGGAAAGUCAACCUUGCUGAAUGCCUUGUUACAAGAAGAAAGGGUGCUAGUGGGUCCUGAAGCUGGUUUGACUAGAGACUCUGUUAGAGCUCAGUUCGAAUUUCAAGGGAGGACUAUAUAUUUGGUUGACACGGCAGGUUGGUUGCACAGAACUAAGGAUGAGAAAAGACCAUCGUCAUUGAGCAUAAUGCAAUCCAAAAAGAAUUUGAUGAGAGCUCAUGUGAUAGCUUUGGUACUUGAUGCAGAACAGAUUGUACAAGCUGGACGUAGUAUGACACAUGCUGAAGUAGUUAUAGCUAGGCGAGCAGUAGAAGAAGGGCGUGGAUUGGUUGUUGUAGUGAACAAGAUGGACCUUCUUAAAGGAAAGCGGGCUGGUUCGCUAUAUGAGAAGGUCAUGGAAAGUGUUCCUAUGGAAAUUCAAACAGUUAUACCGCAGGUUACAGGAAUCCCAGUUAUAUUCACUUCGGCGAUAGAAGGUAAAGGCAGGAUACCUGUUAUGCGUCAGGUGAUUGAGACAUACGAGAAAUGGUGCUCAAGGUUAUCGACCGCUCGGUUGAACCGUUGGUUGCGUAAGGUUAUGAGCAGGCAUUCAUGGAGAGGUGAGGGGUCGCAACCGAAGAUAAAGUACGUAACCCAGGUGAAGGCUCGUCCACCCACGUUUGUUGCCUUCACAAGCGGGAAGAAGCAUCAGCUUUCAGAGGCAGAGAUUCGGUUUUUAACGAGGUCAUUGAAGGAAGACUUCGGUCUAGAUGGAAUCCCUAUCCGGAUUAUGGAGAGAUGUGUUCCCAAGAGCAAUGGCGGUGGGCAGAGCAGUGGUAGCAGUGGCAAGAACGCCUCGUCUACGAGAAGGGUGAGGAUGUUGGGAACAGAUAAUAAAGCAGUGGAGGCAUAGGAAAUCUGAAGGAUGACUGAGUUGGCAUUUACUUCCCUAUGUAACGGAGUAUGGAAAUUAGUGCUGUUCUAGACCAUAUGUAGAUCGAGGUCGGAACAUGCCUCGUACAGUUCCAAUAUGUUGGGUUUAAGGCUUUUAGACAAGAAUGUAAUGGUCAGGUACUGUAAAGAAGCAUUGCAUUGAGAAUUGAGGUUUUGAUGGAAACUUGAAUGUUCCUGUUUUCGGGUUAGGAAGACAAGCAGGGGAUUGGAGUUCAAAGUUGGUGGUAGGAUUUACCCUCCACCCUCAAAGUUUCCAAAACCUUUUUCCACAGAAGUUGAUACAGGACUAGAUUAGUACACACUAUUCUUCAUUCGAGCUCUAUGCUAUGCAUCAACUGUACUCGCCUCCUUAAGACCAUAAACUGCUAUCCUUUUUAACGUGUUAACAGUCGUUAAAAUUCAGUGUUCACAGGAAACCCCACAAAAUAAAACCAACCAAAGUACUGAUGGAUCCAAUGUAGCAAAAAGGACAACCCUUCCCCCCCUAUGUUAAAAUCUCUACUACUUUCAAGAUACUGAUUUCCUUCUGUUCCUUGAAGGUGUAGAUUUUGCUUCUUCAGUGCCAUUAGUUGUAGAUCCAAGAGAUCCUGACGAGUCUGAUCCACUGUUCUCCCCUUUCUCUCCUUUGCUUGACCACAGCUUUGCAAACACUUUCUUCGAUUUCAGCAACCCUUUCAUUCUGUAGCUACCACCCCCUCGAUCCAUAUUGUUACUGCUGCUGCUCCCAAUCCGUCGCAGUCUCAAUGCAGCCACCUCAGCUUUCAGGGCCUUUAGCUCUUCCGCGGUUGCCAAUGCAUCCCAAUCCUCAUCCGGGUUUGUCACAGCUGAUCUCGAGCUCCUUUGAGACCCGUUGUUUAGGUCCCUGAUGCUCUUCGGCAGGUCAGGGGUGCUACACCCUGAUGUCGCAGAUACUCUCACCUGCUCGAAGAAUAGUACUUGCACUACAACCCUCAAUGGAAGCCUCUCGUUCUGCACUGCGUGCAUGCAUGCAUCAACAGAUAGCUUCUUGCAGUCCAUCAACUUGCAUAUCUUCUUCCUCUCGCUCUUGCUGAUACCUGGAUGCUCCUUAAGAUAGGUGUCGAUGGCACGGUAUAGAGCAUCAUGUACAGGCCUAGACACACCAGAUACCAUCUCUGCAAUCUCCACAAACUUCAACACUGGUAAGUUGGGAUCCUUUCCAAUCUCAGCAAGAUACCCGUCAAUCAAUUUGGCUACCAUGAGCUUGGAAGCAUCUGACAAAAUCCCAGCAGCUGCUCCUUGUUGGAUCUCUUCAACUUCAGCAAUCUGAUCUUGCGUUACAAACUCUCGUAACAUCUUCUGAACCACGUCGACAUCAUAAGUCGUCAUGCUGUCAUCAUCUCUUUCGCCACCACCAUUAGCUCGUCGUAUGAGGAGGUCAUUCACAGAAGCCGACUCCAGCUGCUGUCCUAUUCUUCUCACCAGCUGUUCCCGAGUCUGAUCACCUGAGCCAACAUAACUGGCUGCUUUCAACAGCUUCAGAAGAAAGCUACCCGAGACGCUGCCUCUCUCUGCAGGCAAAAGCCACACGAUGGCGUCAACCAUCGACCGAUACUUCACCAUUUCUUCACUCUGGACAACACCACCCUUACUGCUGCUGCUGCUGCUGCCGAGUACACCUGGCAGCCUUCUGUAAGCGUAAGCUUUCAAAGCUUCACCAAUCACCUCGUGAUGAAGGAUCCCUUUGCUUGUUAUGGUGGUGAUCACACGCUUGUAAAGCUCAAUCCCAAGCUCGCACAGAUCCUCGACCCACCAAUCCCUCGGCACUGAACGGUUUCUCAUGAUAAUCUCAUUUGUCAUUGUUCCUACUCCAGUGUCUCCAUUUUCUUCAGGGAGUUUCUUCCUGUUGUAACUGUACGACCAAUCGACUCUCGACGGAUCCACGCAGGCUCGAGUGGCUAUAGCUUCUAUGCAGUGGCUAACAACUUUGAGGUCUUCGGACAGCGGCAGUAGCGAGGUGGUGGUUCGAAGGACGAUGAUGGAAUCCUUCCAGCUGCGGAAGAUACUGGAGCUAAGGAACACAUCGAUUUUGUAGAUCAAGUUUCCUUUCUCGACGGAUUCGUGCAUUCCAAGGAAGUCAGCAGCGCAGCGUGCAGCUACGACGUUGUAGGCGUUGAGGGUUACAGUCAUUCCAUAACAGAAUUUGGCGCAGACCUCGAAUGCUGCUGGCCCGCCGGGGAUAUCAGAGAUGUCGACUUCAUCGCUGCUUUCUCCUCCAUUACUUGUGACAGCGUACUUCUGCAAGCGAGCGCUUUUGGACAUAAGGGGAAACUUGUGCAGAUAGAAUUUGACAUCUCCUACAAUAACAGUGACAUCAGUUGCCAACUCAGUAGCCACAUACCUGAUAUUGUCGCCAUCUGUCUGAAAGGAAUCAGGUUUCGAACCAAGUUUCAUAAACUUCAUCUUUGCCAAAGAGAGAAAGCCACAAACUUUACUGUACUUCCACGCAAACAAACCUUCCCCCUUUUUCACUAUUCAACCAAGAAACAACUCCAGCACCAAAAACCACACACCUUCCCAGUGAAAUAUAUAUACAUAACCCCUCAAGUCUCGAGGAGAAAAGUUGCCUGUAUUUGGGAAAUGGGAGCAAUAACCCAGGGAGUGGGGACCAGAUUGCUGAAUCAGAAACAAGAAGAAGAAAGAAGAAGAAGAAGAAGAAGGUUUUGCUGGGUGUUCUCUAAAUCCUCAAUGAGAGAGAGGGAGAUUGAAUAAUAAAGAUGUGGUAAUUAAGAAGGGGAUCCUCUUUUCUGCAGUAGGAAAUGGAGCAUUACCACCAAAUCUUGACAGCAAAUCGAGGCAAGGCGAAACAAGUCUGACUAUGAAAGAGAGGGAAGGACUGAAGUUUUUUGUGUGAAAGGGGAUAACUUGGACUGAGAGAUACUAGAGGAAGAUUUCAGAUCAAACUGUUUGUUUUUAAAGAGAAAAUAUGAAGGAUCUCUUACAGAGGAAGGAAGAUGAGAGAGAUUAUAUGGAGGAAUGGGUGUUACCUAAAUCGACGGCAAAGCCCACGGAGCCCGGAGGCAGUGAAUCAGAAGAAGGGGACAUGGCCAACAAGGCUCUCUUAACUAAACUAUUCAGCUAAUUCAUUCAAGCAUCAAUCUGACUCCCUUUUCUCUCUCUCACACACACUCUAGCACUCACUGCUGCUAAUUUUUCUAUCUUUCUUCCCCUCUGCAAUCUCUGCUGCCUUUGUUUUUCUUCUUUACUCCACUUUAUUAUUCAAAGAUCCAUCUCUCUCUCUCUCAACU